UCCCAUUCAUUCGUUUUUUUUUUUUUUUCCUUCUCCAUUCACCGUAGUAGUGAGGCCUAGUCACGAGCGAUGGAGUGCGCUCUCCCGGCGGCCGGCUUCCUGUACUGGGUGGGCGCGAGCACCAUUGCCUACCUGGCCCUGCGAGCUUCGUACUCGCUCUUCAGGGCCUUUCAGGUGUGGUGCGUGGGCAACGAGGCCUCGGUCGGCCCGCAGCUCGGAGAAUGGGCAGUUGUUACAGGUGGCACUGAUGGAAUUGGAAAAGCAUAUGCAGAAGAGUUAGCAAAGCGUGGAAUGAAGAUUGUCCUGAUCAGCAGGUCCCAGGAUAAACUGAAUCAGGUUUCCAACAACAUCAAAGAAAAAUUCAACGUUGAAACAAGGACCAUUGCUGUCGACUUUUCAUUGGAUGGUAUUUAUGAUAAAAUUAAGACAGGCCUGUCUGGUCUUGAGAUUGGUGUUUUAGUGAACAACGUGGGCAUGUCAUAUGAGUAUCCGGAAUACUUUUUGGACAUUCCCGACUUGGACAACACCAUCAAGAAACUGCUAAAUAUUAAUGUGCUUUCCGUUUGCAAGGUGACACACUUGGUGCUGCCUGGCAUGGUAGAAAGAUCUAAAGGGGUGAUUCUCAACAUCUCCUCGGCCAGUGGCAUGCUCCCGGUUCCACUGUUGACAGUAUACUCUGCAACCAAGGCCUUUGUAGAUUUCUUCUCUCAGUGCCUCCAUGAGGAGUAUAAGAGCAAGGGCAUCUUUGUGCAGAGUGUUCUGCCAUACCUUGUAGCUACAAAACUGGCAAAAAUACGGAAGCCGACUUUGGAUAAGCCCUCUGCCGAGACAUUUGUGAAGUCUGCAAUUAAAACAGUAGGUUUGCAGACCCGAACCACUGGAUAUGUGAUCCACGCUCUCAUGGGCUCAAUAAACUCAAUCUUGCCUCGUUGGAUGUAUUUUAAAAUAGUCAUGGGUUUCAACAAGUCUUUGCGGAGUCGCUACCUGAAGAAAAGCAAGAAGAACUAAGUUCUACUGAGUCAUUGAGCCCCUUGGCCAGAUGCUUGACCUGUCCUGCACACCAGGCACCUGCCGUCCCCAGAGUCUCCACUGUCGUCUCAGUAAUUACUAACAUGGCAUAGUUGGCGGAAAACAAAUUCCUUUUAGAGGCUCCUAACAUAUAUUCUGGAUACAACCAGGAGUAAUUUGAAGUUUAAUGUAAAUGUUCUUGGCAAAUGUAUGUAGAACACUUUAACAGAAAGGAACAAAUCCCAGAAUGACAGCGGUAGACACAGACCCAUCUGGCCCAGAAUGCCAAUGAUCACAUUAUAUUUGGUCUGGUACCUACUAUAAAGUGUAAUGGCUAGCUACUUUUUUAUUUUAUCAUUAGAGGGAACAGGGCUUAGUUUGUUAAGGGCAGAUACAAUGCAGUUUACAUCGAUUUCUGUAAGCUUUUCUAAAUGUAUGUUCCAACUUAUGUAUUUAUAUGGAACUGGUCUUCUCAAAAGUAGCUAAGACAUAAAGAGAAUUGAAACAGAGUUCUUUCUAACACAAAGUCCACAAAAUGUUAUUCUUGGAACACACAUUAUGUCUGCUCUGUUCAAAUGUAUGUAAAUACUGAAUGCUAUAUAGUGUGCCUGGAAUGUAAAGGUAAAUGGGCCAAAGUAUACAUCAAGACCAACAACAUCCUGUGAUACCACAGGAUCCAGGAAAGCAGCCUGUGUGGACACACGUUCGUUAUGUCUGCACUGCACCCGGAUACUUGUCUAGGAUGGCAGACUCCUUCUGUGGUAGUGUGUGUUUGUGUGUGGUGGGGGUGGGGGGCGGUUAUCAUGGAAACAUGUUCUUUCUAAGAUGGUGUCUCAUAUUUAGAAUUCAUAUAUCUGCUUUUAAUAAAAAAUGAUGUAACUGUGGUGUUGAAA
Molecule: messenger RNA, 1901 nt
Organism: Mus pahari (shrew mouse)
Lineage: Eukaryota; Metazoa; Chordata; Mammalia; Rodentia; Muridae
Gene: Hsd17b12
Product: hydroxysteroid 17-beta dehydrogenase 12
Exons: 11
Coding region: 70-1008 (312 amino acids)
Cellular component (GO): endoplasmic reticulum
Molecular function (GO): oxidoreductase activity
Source: RefSeq, a predicted model, not a curated record